GCAAGGGGUCGACCGUGAGCCAGACACUCCUCUCAUCCACCUCCACGUCCUCCCCGCCCACGACGUCCACGACCUCCCGCACGACGACCACCGCCCUUUCGCCACCGCCCGGCAAGCCCAAGACAUGUCCUCCGCCUCAAACCACGUUCCAGACGCGCUCUCCCGCCGCAUCAAGGACGGCAUCCGCGUGGUCACGCAGCGGCUGCAUAGCAAACGACACCCCACAGACCGUCCUGCAGUAGACUGGUCACGCAGUAAACGACGCUCGGUUUUCCGCUACCGUUCGCGACAAUCGUUGAAGCUACCCUACAUCCCUCCAGAACUAUGGGGUGUCAUCAUCCAACAUGCAUGCCUAUUCGACUACGACCCGCUGGACACCUCGCAGGAGCUGUCCUUCCUGGAGUCGUCGAGCUCUACUCAGCUCGCGACGCACCGCGCCGCUAUGCACGUCAAGCUUGCGCUAUCGCUCGUGUGCAAAGAAUGGAACGCGCUGAGCCGACCAUUCGUGUACGAGUUCGUAUGGAUCAGCCGCUCGGUCCAGGCGAAGCUUCUCGCGCGGACGCUCAUCAUGGAGUUCGUGCAGGGCGAAGAGUGCAGUGGGAAAUAUCUGCGGCGCCUGCAUAUCGAGACGCCAGCGCUAGAGCGCUGUGCGCCGGCUGACCUCCGGACGAUUUUGGACUACUCGCCCCAGCUCUUCAUCUUCUCCGACCACCAUUCCGUGCAACGUAAUCUUUUGGCGGCCGUACAGGACCCGCGGUGUAGUCCUGAAGAGAUCCUGCGGCUCGUUACGCAUCCGAAGAUCCGGAGGCUGAGCUGGACCUGCUAUGAUGAUACGCCGUUCGAACUGCGGAUGCACCCACUGGAGACGAACCUUGCGACCCGCCUGGAGUAUCUGGAGCUCUCAUGCUGUUCGCCAAACUUCCGCUCCAUCAUCGCCGAGUCGUUCGCGCAGCCGCAGUCACACGGCGCGACGAUCGACAUGAACGUCUGCCUGCCAUCGCUGCGCGCGCUGAAGGUGUCGCUCGACAACAACACCUUCGCGGCCCUUGCGUCGUGGGACAUGCCGAAGCUGACGAACCUGUCGGUGUUAUCCUCCGACUUCAGCUAUACCGGCGCGGGCUUCGCGGCGUUCUUCCAGGCGCACGGCGCGAAGUUACGGCAGCUCGAGCUCGGACACUCGUCCGCGCUCGUCGAGGAGCACUACCUGACGACGCCGCAGCACGUCCUCCAGAUGCAGCACGCAUCGCCGCGCCCGAUACCUCUCGCGGAGUGGUGUCCGGACCUGCGCGAGUUGAUCUGCUCGGCGGAUGCGGAGUGGCACUGGCAGAGCCCCGACUGGAUCGCACCACACAUCCUCCUCCCGGCGCACCCGCGCGUCGAGCUCAUCGGCAUUCGCGACAUCGACACGCGGCUGCGGGAGGACCCGGAUGUCCCCGGCGCGGACACGCCGUACUUCCCGCUGUUCGAGCAGCUGUCGUCCCUGCUCCGCCGUGACGCGUUCCCGAGCCUGCGGUACGUGCGCGAUAUGAGCGAGGAGAGCCAUCGGAUGCGGAUGGUCCAGCCGGAGGAGCGCGUGAACGUGUUCUGGUGCAAGGUCGUGCGCGCGUGCCGGGAGCGCGCGGUCUGGCUGGAGGACUGCUCGGGCGUGAAUAUCACGCAGCGGAACCUCCAGCGCGCCGCGGCUCUGCGGAAGCCGACGCACUCGUAUAUGGAGGCGGCGUUCCGCUCGCGGUAGGCGAGUAUCCGUUUGCGCGUAGUCCGCGUCUCAUGUCUUGCAUACCCUGCUCUCUUCGGAUCUCAGGCUUACGUCUUUGCAUAUUCCUCAUGACUUUCAUGCCUUUCUAUGACGCAAGCAAACAAAGAAGACCCACAAUUACCCAUGUUCCCUGCAUAUAUCCCCCACACAGUGCAUGUCCAUUCUACGAUCAUGGUUACCCAUCUGUACGCAUCUCAUGUGCUGUAUCGUCUUACAUCCCAGCUUCCUUCAGCCUCCU
Messenger RNA from Rhodofomes roseus, 1994 nucleotides. RefSeq lists its product as uncharacterized. The record is from RefSeq and is a predicted model, not a curated record. NCBI's taxonomy places the organism in Eukaryota, Fungi, Basidiomycota, Agaricomycetes, Polyporales, Fomitopsidaceae. The transcript has 3 exons. The coding region runs from base 125 to 1735 and encodes 536 amino acids.